CGUCGCAAGAUGGUUGAAGUCAUGGUAAACCAGGCCUCCUCGUGUGAUCUUAAAGAGUUGGUGGUAAAAUUCAUUCAUGAAAUGAUUGGAAAGGAGAUUGAGAAGGCUACAUCAAGCAUUUAUCUAUUGCAGAAUGUGUUUAUUAGGAAGGUCAAGAUCUUGAAGGCUCUAAAGUUUGAUCUUGGAAAGUUGAUGGAGGUUCAUGGUGACUACUCUGAGGAUGUUGGUGUAAAGGUGGAUAUGCCUGCUGAGGAAACAGUACCAGAGGCUGAAACUGAAGUUGUUGGAGCUUAGGUUCAUG
This is a messenger RNA of Papaver somniferum (opium poppy), 301 nucleotides long. Its product is annotated as 40S ribosomal protein S3a-like. Gene Ontology annotation, cellular component: ribosome; cytosol. Gene Ontology annotation, molecular function: structural constituent of ribosome. Gene Ontology annotation, biological process: translation. The coding region runs from base 10 to 294 and encodes 94 amino acids. Lineage: Eukaryota; Viridiplantae; Streptophyta; Magnoliopsida; Ranunculales; Papaveraceae. The record is from RefSeq and is a predicted model, not a curated record. The transcript is spliced from 2 exons.